GCCUCUUUGGAGCUGCCCAAGUAGAGCCUGAGCCACAUUCCUAGGGUUGGGCUGUGUGCACAUAUCGAGGCACAACAGGCAGAGGACUUUGUGCCCUAUUCCAGACAGCAUCAGCAUGAAUGAGCGCAUGAACGAGCGCAUGAACACCACUGAAAUCCUCGAUGGUGUCCGCUUCCCAGGAUUCAUGCACACCCCGGAGUCCCUGAAAGCGGCUUGUUCUUUCCAGUUCCAAGACACAGACAUCCUCUUGGUAACAUUCCCCAAGUCAGGUACCACCUGGAUGCAGCAGGUUCUGAGUCUUAUCUUCUGUGAAGGUCACUUGUGGCCUAUUCACCACCUCCCCAACUGGGCCCGCAUGCCCUGGCUAGAGCAGUACUCCUUCAGCAGCCUCCUUUCCAAGCAGAACACUUCCUGGCCUCGUCUCCUCACCUCCCACCUGAAUGCCAAAGGGCUGUCCCCAGCUCUGAUGAAAUCCAAGGCCAAGGUGGUGUACAUGGCCCGGAACCCCAAGGACGUUCUGGUUUCCUACUACCAUUUUCACCGAAUAGCUGGCUUCCUGCCCAAUCCCAGCUCCUUUGAGGACUUUGUGGAUGAGUUUCUCGAGGGCACAGGCUUCUACGGCUCCUGGUUUGACCAUGUGAAGGGGUGGCUGGGCCUGCAGAAGGACCUAACUUUGCUUUUUGUCACCUAUGAGGAGCUGCACCAGGAACCUCGCCGUACCAUCCAGAAGUUAAGUGAAUUCCUGAGGCGCCCCCUGGGGCCAAAAGAAGAGGAUGUCAUACUGGAACACAGCAGCUUCUCCUUCAUGAGUCAGAGCAACAUGGUCAACUACAGCCUUUUGUCCAAGGAGAUCAUAGACCAGAGCCAGGGCAAGUUCCUCAGGAAAGGUGUUGUGGGGAACUGGAGGGAAUACUUUACUCCUGAGCUGAAUGAAAAGUUCAACGCUGUCUACCAGUCCAAGAUGGGUGACUCUGGCCUUUGCCUCCCCUGGACCAUGGACUGACCUAUCUAGCCUAUUCAUGUGGGCCUGUAUUACUGUGCUAUGCCCCUGGUCUAGCCUGUCUUCCUCCUAUUUUAUGUCCCUGGUCUAGCAAUAAAAGCCCAGAUCCAUGUGGUACAGA
This is a messenger RNA of Mastomys coucha (southern multimammate mouse), 1121 nucleotides long. RefSeq names its product sulfotransferase 2B1-like. Bases 116 to 1003 code for a protein of 295 amino acids. Gene Ontology annotation, cellular component: cytoplasm. Gene Ontology annotation, biological process: sulfation. Gene Ontology annotation, molecular function: sulfotransferase activity. Lineage: Eukaryota; Metazoa; Chordata; Mammalia; Rodentia; Muridae. The transcript is spliced from 7 exons. The record is from RefSeq and is a predicted model, not a curated record.